GCGCUGCAGCAGCGGAGGAGGAGGAAAAGGAUGCUGGGGACUGCGGGCAGCCGGGCGGCGGAGAGGCCCUGCUCCUAGAGAAGCCCACGGCGCCCUAGGUGCAGGGAGUGGCCCUUGCCUCCUGUGCGCGUUAUUGCCGAGAUGGCGGCGGCGGCAGCGGCUGCGGCGCGUUGGCACGGGGAGCCCCAGAGGCGCCAACCCGGCGCAGGCUGAGCCGCGCCGGCCCGGGAGCUCGUGCACGUCCCACGCCGCGGUGGAGCCAAGGCCAGGCGGCCUGAGGAGCGGCGAGGCCGGGAGCGGCCCUUGAACGGAGCGUCGGGCUGGGGAGGCCACGAUGGCUAACGCCAGCGAGCCGGGCGGCGGUGGCGGGGAGGCGGCCGCCUUGGGCAUUAAGCUGGCUACACUAAGCCUGCUGUUGUGCGUGAGCCUGGCGGGCAACGUGCUGUUCGCGCUGCUCAUAGUGCGGGAGCGCAGCCUGCACCGCGCCCCGUACUACCUGCUGCUCGACCUGUGCCUGGCCGACGGGCUGCGCGCACUCGCCUGCCUCCCGGCCGUGAUGCUGGCGGCGCGGCGCGCGGCGGCUGCGGCCGGAACCCCGCCAGGCGCGCUGGGCUGCAAGCUGCUCGCCUUCCUGGCCGCGCUCUUCUGCUUCCACGCCGCCUUCCUGCUGCUCGGCGUGGGCGUCACCCGCUACCUGGCCAUCGCGCACCACCGAUUCUAUGCCGAGCGCCUGGCCGGCUGGCCGUGUGCCGCCAUGCUGGUGUGCGCCGCCUGGGCGCUGGCACUAGCUGCGGCCUUCCCGCCGGUGCUGGACGGCGGCGGCGGUGAGGAGGAGGACGCGCCUUGCGCCCUGGAGCAACGGCCCGACGGCGCCCCCGGCGCGCUCGGCUUCCUUCUGCUCCUGGCCGCGGUCGUUGGUGCCACGCACCUCGUCUACCUCCGCCUGCUCUUUUUCAUCCACGACCGCCGCAAGAUGAGGCCCGCGCGCCUCGUCCCGGCAGUCAGCCACGACUGGACUUUCCACGGCCCUGGUGCCACUGGCCAGGCGGCCGCCAACUGGACGGCUGGCUUUGGCCGCGGCCCCACGCCUCCUGCUCUCGUGGGCAUCCGGCCCGCGGGGCCCGGCCGCGGCGCGCGCCGUCUACUCGUGCUCGAGGAGUUCAAGACAGAGAAGAGGCUGUGCAAGAUGUUCUACGCCAUCACGCUUCUCUUCCUGCUGCUCUGGGGGCCCUACGUCGUAGCCAGUUACCUGCGGGUCUUAGUGCGGCCCGGCGCCGUACCCCAGGCCUACCUGACGGCUUCCGUGUGGCUGACCUUCGCGCAGGCCGGCAUCAACCCUGUAGUGUGCUUCCUCUUCAACAGGGAGCUAAGGGACUGCUUCAGGGCCCAGUUUCCCUGCUGCCAGAGCACCCAGGCCACCCAGGCCACUCUCCCUUGCGACUUGAAAGGCAUUGGUUUGUAAGGGCUCUCCCGCCGUGUGCACCCCAAUCCAGCCUUUCCCUUUGGCUUGGACACUGACGUUGUUUCUUCCCCUCUGCCCCUCUUUUAAUGGUCUAAGCUGCCUUCAAAAUGACUCAUAGCGGAUUAGCACUUGAAUUGUAUAGACUCCCUUUAGGGAGAGGAGAGGGGUUUCCAGUUCCAUCCCCGCUCGAGCUCCAGGCAUUGUCCUCUUAAAUAUAUUUUCAUCCCGAAAAUAGGUCCUGGAGUCUUUGUAUUGGUACUGCUGUCUUUUAUUCCAUGUUAUUACUUUUGAAAAUAAAGACUAAACUAAUUUUCUUCAUGCAACGUUUCCUAAAGACUAUGGCCAAUUUUCUAACAGAAGCUAUUUUUGACAACCUCAAGUGGCAUUACAUUUUGCAGUGAAAUAGAGGAACUCCGGGGGACUUCACAAGUUUGAUUUCUUGGCGGUCUUCUGUUGGAAGCAGGAGAAAGGGGAAGGGAGGAUUUUCUUAACUUCUCUCUGAAUUGCCAGCCGUGGGGUCAGUUGUGCUGCUCUCCUUCUCCUUCGAAAGUGUUGAACACUUUGCUCAGUUUUGAGAUUGAAUUUAAAGAGCAACUAGCGAGGCAGUCGAUUUUUUAAGCAGCAACAAGAUUUGUUUCCUAUGUUACUUUAAUACCACUACACAAUACAGGUCAGUGACAACCGCUGUCUGCAUUAUACCAAUCUUGACUGGAAACAUUUCUAUAAAACUGUAACUUAAAAGUUAGAAGGUGUUUUGGUUAUUAAUGGUGUGGAGGAAAUACAGUAUUGCAUGUUUUUUGUAUGUACUGAUUGCUGUUCACUGGGGGUCUCUGGAAAUCAGAGUACUGAAUCAAAAUUGUUUAGCUGUUUUUUGCCAAUAAAAAUUAAAAUAAUUUUAUGGAGACAGCUUGUGCUUUGAGGAGCCCAGUUAUAUUCUGGCUCACGAAACUAACUUCCACUUUGAAAAUUGUUCUUUUGUUUAUGGUAUUAGUGAAUGGCAAAUAAUGAUACUCUACUUCUAGGAGACAACGUGUUUCCUUAAAAUGUUUGCUAGUUUAAGCUGUGCUGUUCUAUGAUGGUUAUUUUAAAUUAAUGAGAACUAUCAUUUUAAAUAAUGUUUCUUCGUUAGACACAUUGUAAUCUUACAUUGAGAGACUAAA
Artibeus jamaicensis (Jamaican fruit-eating bat) is the source of this 2622-nucleotide messenger RNA. RefSeq names its product G protein-coupled receptor 27 (gene GPR27). Lineage: Eukaryota; Metazoa; Chordata; Mammalia; Chiroptera; Phyllostomidae. Bases 335 to 1462 code for a protein of 375 amino acids. Gene Ontology annotation, cellular component: plasma membrane. The record is from RefSeq and is a predicted model, not a curated record. Gene Ontology annotation, biological process: G protein-coupled receptor signaling pathway. Gene Ontology annotation, molecular function: G protein-coupled receptor activity. The transcript has a single exon.